Molecule: messenger RNA, 2777 nt
Organism: Ilyonectria robusta
Lineage: Eukaryota; Fungi; Ascomycota; Sordariomycetes; Hypocreales; Nectriaceae
Exons: 2
Coding region: 437-2587 (716 amino acids)
Source: RefSeq, a predicted model, not a curated record
ACUACGAGGCGUCCAGCUUCUGCGUCGUCAACUUGCCCCCUUCGACAUACAUGUAUUUGUCUUUCUGAUGGAUGGCGCACUGUUCAAUAUGUCUGACCCCCCUCCUUUGUCAUGAAGCCUGAUUUGUAGCCUGUUUGCCGAUUCCCUCGCUCUUCUUCAGCCUUGAUCGCAUUGCUCUUCGUUCUUCGUUCUUCGUCGUUCUUCGUCGCUCCUCGUCGCUCCUCGUCACUCCUCGUCGCUCGUUGCCAGGGCCUAAUCGUGCCAUUUCGAACCAUCCGCGACCCAAUUCCACGCCUCCGCUCUCGACCAAUCUCUCUCUUCAGUUCCAUACUCUCUACCGACCUCGCUGCCGUCUCCCUAACCGACCCUGUACAUAAUACCCCCCGAACCACGAUACCUAUCACAUCCGCUGCGCACCCGCUGCGCAUCCGACAUCAUGGCCAACACAGAGGUCGUCGUGGCCCUCGUGGCCCUCGUCAUCUCUCUCGUCGCUCUAGCCGCAACUUUCAUGCAAGUGAUGCAGCAAUACUAUGCUUCUGCUGCCGGCUACUCCCAGUGCAAUCCCAAAGUAAUGGGUCGCUGGGCGGACACCAAAACUCGUCGCUUCUCUUGGGACGAGCUCCGAUUCGAGGUCGAGUUCCACGUCCCCGUCAUCUUCGUCUCGCCCCCGACAAACAAGCGCGGUCCCGUCCGUGACCAGCCUAUAUACUUCCUCGACGGAACCAAGGACAGCCUCGAAAACACCUGGUCCGAACUCAGCGUCGAUCAGGUUGGGCCGCAGGACGUUUCUAAGCGAUCACACAAGGAGCAGGUACAUACUACCGACAAUGAGCGUGCCUCGUGGACUAUGCUCCUCUCCGCCGUCCAGCGCAUGGAGAAGGAUUCUUGGGACUGGCAAAAGCACCAAUACCAGCGCCUGGGUCCGCCAGGCAGCCGGUCCCAGGAGCAUGGCCUCCCCUCGGAGCCUCCGUCUCUUAUUGAUAAUCACACUCUCACCGUCGCUCUCCAGCGCAUGCGCAAGAGCUGGGACACUAUGCCGUCGACCAUCAGCCGACCCUUUGCUACCACCACAAUAUGCCAUCUGAUCGAGAUGAUGGCUGCGCUGGGUGUCUACUGGAAGGAGUUCAACCGCACACAUGACCGCUACCGUGCCGAGGGCAACGGCUUCAUGCUGCUCGGCGAGAGGGUCACCGACCUAGGCCUGAUGUUUUCUUUCCGCGUCUAUGGAAAGUGUGUCUUUGAACGCAAGCGUGUCAUCCCCGUUGACGAGGUUAAGGAGCUUUGCUUCGGCCACGUCCCCACCAUCUACCGAGAGACGUUCGAUUAUCGGCGUCUUGGGUUCCUGGAAGACUAUGAACAGAACAUUGGCACACUGCAAAUGGCCAGUAACAGUGACAUUUCCGAGUCUCUUGUUCUGAUUGGAUGCAACAAGAAUGCAGUCCGCUGCUUUACUGACCCGGACAAACAAACUUCCCACUUAUUCCCAGUGUCAUUUGAAGUUCUCGGCAUGCUUAGCCAAAGUUUCCACAUUGAAGACAGCAUCUUCACAUACAUUCCGAACCCGACGCCUGACCGCUGGGACAAACGCUCGCUCUCCCUCGUCAAGAUGUUGGAGUCGUACGAACAGCUUGUCCAGACAACUCUCCCGGGGGUGACGCGAAACGUCCCUAUCCUGAGAAAGAUCAACUACCACAUUCGCGAGAUCCUAACACACCAGAUGAUUCAGGACAUUGCCGAGCAACUGCGGUUCCUCAAGGCCCUUCAUGCAGCCAUUAAUGAUUGCGACGAGAUUCUAACGGGCAAGACUCGAGGAUCGCAGAGCGUUCCCAUUCCCCCGACCACGUCAGGCCCCAGACGCAGCUUUGGAAACGCGGAAGGCGACAGACAGGGGUUCCGGCGGCAGAUGGUACUGGACGUCCUACGAUCUCACUUGCAGGAAGUCUUGCGGCUGCUCAAUGACCGUGAUGACCGAAACACCGACAACCAGUCUCUUUCUGCAGACUGGGCGCCCUCAUCACCAGUGGCCUCCCGUUUUCCUGACGGAGUACCACGACCACCGCCACCCAAGUUUGAAGAUAUGGAUGCGGCUAGUCCUGACGACCGGCAGCACAAGUUCAUGGAGGUUUACUUUGAAGUGGUCCGGCGAAAGGUGGUCCCUUAUGCAACAAGCUCGACGGACCGGCGUGCGAGCAUCGUCGGGGCGCCACCCGGCUACGGCUUCCGGAGGGCGGGGACCGGCCGGACACAGGCGAGCAGCAUCCGGGAAGGCGCUCAUACCACGACCACACCAAUGCCGCCACUUCCGUCAACUGGCCCGGAAAACGGAACACUCGCAGCACCAUCUGUCCGGUCUGGUAUGAACGGAUCUCUAAACGAGGACGCCGACUCGGGCAUUGACCCCAAGGAUGAACCAGAGCCGCCGGUGGAGGAGUCUCUUAGCAGAGAGGAGGUCUCGCAUGAUGACGUGUGGUGCACGUUGGUGUUCCGGAUGAUAUGCUGGCUGAUGUUGCACGACUUUCACAAACUAGAUGUACAGGUGAGCAAGAGUGACUUGUUGGGGAGUCGGAUGCCGGUCUACAUUGCCUGAGGCGAAUACCCUGGUGGCUUAUAGAUGGUGUACAUGGAAGAUAUACGGAUCUUAUAAAAUGGAGAGAGCACAAGACUUGGAGUCUGUGCGCUAUGAUUUAGGAUAUGGGAAUAGGGCAUUUAGAUACCAUGCACGAUAUGAUUGAUUUGGUGUAGGAUUGGGUAGGAUGACGCAUAUCCUUAAUUGACAU